GGUCUCCCUCUGUUGCCUAUGGGGAGGGAUAUCUCUCCCAAGGCUCAAGGGAACCUCCUGUCUUGGCCUCCUGAAAAAAUGGGACUUGAGAGACUGCCUAACAUCUGAACGUACAAAACCAAACAGAUAAACUCUUGCACCAUUGCUACGCCCAACAUUUUACUGUAGAGGAAUGCCACUGUACAUGGAUUACAAGCAGGUUAAAAAGAAAAAUAGCUGAUUAGAUCUCUGAGUACCCAGUGAACGGGAUGACCGCCACCGCUGCCGUGGAAACACCAAAAAUGGAGAAGAGUGCUUCCAAGGAAGAGAAGCAGCAGCCAAAGCAGGAGGACAGGACAGACCGAGGCAAUGCUGAUGCUGAGGAAUGGAUGAGCUCUGAGAGUGACCCUGAACAGACGAGCUUUAAGAGUGGCCACAACAGCUACCAAGCUGCAGAUACUCAGUUGAAGAAGAGAGAGAUGCCCUCCAAGCCCCAUCGCCAGCUCUGUCGGUCACCCUGCCUGGACCGGCCAAGCUUCUCCCAGAGCAGCCUUUUACAGGAUGGGAAGCUAGACUUAGAGAAGGAAUACCAAGCCAAGAUGGACUUUGCUCUAAAGCUGGGCUAUGCAGAAGAACAAAUUCAAUCCGUGCUUAAUAAACUAGGCCCAGAAUCGCUUAUUAAUGAUGUAUUGGCAGAGCUUGUCAGACUUGGAAACAAAGGUGACUCAGAAGGGCAAGUCAACUUGAGUCUGUUACUGCCCCGAGGGGCUAGCUCCAGAGAGAUUGCAAGCCCUGAAUUGUCUCUUGAAGAUGAAAUAGACAAUAGUGAUAAUUUAAGACCAGUUGUUAUUGAUGGAAGUAAUGUGGCAAUGAGCCAUGGGAAUAAAGAAGAAUUCUCCUGCAGAGGAAUACAACUAGCUGUGGAUUGGUUUCUAGACAAAGGCCAUAAAGAUAUCACUGUAUUUGUACCAGCAUGGAGAAAGGAGCAAUCUCGCCCUGAUGCACCAAUUACAGAUCAAGAUAUUCUACGUAAACUGGAAAAGGAAAAGAUUCUCGUCUUCACACCAUCCCGAAGGGUCCAAGGCAGAAGGGUGGUCUGCUAUGAUGACCGGUUCAUAGUCAAAUUGGCUUUUGAUUCUGAUGGCAUCAUUGUAUCCAAUGAUAACUACCGAGACCUUCAAGUUGAAAAGCCAGAAUGGAAGAAGUUUAUAGAGGAGCGGUUGCUGAUGUAUUCUUUUGUGAAUGAUAAAUUUAUGCCUCCAGAUGAUCCUUUAGGACGCCAUGGUCCAAGCCUUGAGAAUUUCUUAAGAAAGAGACCUGUUGUUCCUGAACAUAAAAAGCAGCCAUGUCCGUAUGGCAAAAAAUGCACCUACGGCCACAAGUGCAAAUACUAUCAUCCAGAGCGGGCCAACCAACCCCAGCGUUCGGUGGCUGAUGAGCUCCGAAUCAGUGCCAAACUGUCCACAGUGAAAAUAAUGAGCGAAGACACCCUGGCCAAGUGUGGCACAGGGAUGUCUACUGCCAAAGGUGAGAUAACCUCAGAGGUCAAACGUGUGGCCUCCAAGCGCCAAUCAGAUCCCAGCAUCCGAUCUGUGGCUACAGAACCUGAAGAGUGGCUGUCCAUUGCCCGUAAACCUGAGGCCAGUUCUGUCCCUUCACUUGUGACCGCUUUAAGUGUCCCUACAAUCCCUCCCCCGAAAAGCCAUGCAGUGGGUGCACUCAACACCCGUUCAGCCAGCAGCCCCGUGCCAGGGUCUUCCCAUUUCGCCCAUCAAAAGGCCUCUUUGGAGCACAUGGUCAGCAUGCAAUACCCCCCAAUCCUGGUUACAAACAGCCAUGGCACCCCUAUUAACUAUACUGAGCAAUACCCAAAGUUUGAGACCAUGGGAGACCACGACUACUAUUCAGUGUUAAGCGACUUCUCCAAACUGAGCAUCAACAGCAUGCAUAAUCAUGAGUACUACAUGGCUGAAGCAAACCAGGGGGUUUAUGUUCGGAAUCCCAGCCUAUGUACGGACAGUCACAUGAGCCAUACCAGGAGUGACAACUAUUCCUCUUAUAACAACUUGUAUUUGGCUGUAGCUGAUGCCCAUCCGGAAGGCACUUUGAAGCUUCACCGCUCAGCAUCUCACAACCAUCUUCAGCCGUUUUCCCAUGGUUACCAUGAAGCCUUAGCGAGAGUGCAAAGUUACGGUUCAGAAGAUUCCAAGCAAGCACCCCACAAGCAGUCAGUCCCUCACUUAGCUGUGCAUGCCCAGAACCCAGCAACUGGUGCACACUCUAGCUGUCCUGGAGACUACACCAUGCCUCCCAAUAUCCAUCCUGUGGGGCCCUCCCAGCCAGGCCGUGCUCUGGUGAUGACUCGAAUGGACAGCAUUUCUGACUCCCGCCUCUAUGAUAGCAACCCCAUGAGGCAAAGGCGGCCUCCUCUGUGCAGGGAACAGCAUGCUAGCUGGGAUCCAUUGCCCCGUACAGCUGACUCCUAUGGAUACCACUCCUAUCCCUUAGGUAACAGCCUCAUGCAACCAUGUUAUGAACCAGUCAUGGUAAGGAGCAUGCCUGAAAAAAUGGAGCAGCUUUGGAGGAAUCCUUGGGUUGGAAUGUGCAAUGAUGCCAGGGAGCAUGUGAUACCAGAGCACCAAUACCAGACGUACAAGAACCUCUGCAACAUCUUCCCUUCUAACAUCGUUCUUGCAGUGAUGGAGAAGAAUCCCCACACAGCAGAUGCUCAGCAGUUGGCAGCCUUGAUUGUUGCCAAGCUUAGAGCUGCACGUUGACAUGACAUAGGACUUAUUCCUUUACAUAAAUAUGAAUACUAAUAAUACAUGAUACUAUAAUUCUAAUAAGUAAUAAUUUGUGUUGUUCUUUUAAAAUUACAGAGUGUUUAUAUCAUUUUAGUACAUAACAACUCUGUGACGUAGAUCUUGGUAACAUCUAAUUUUAUUGAGGAAGAAACUGAAGCUUGAUGAGAUUAGCUGACCUAUCAAGGUCACACUGCUAGUAAAUGACCAAGUCAAGACAUAAACCGAAGUUCUCUGGCCCAACGUCCCAUGCCCUUUUCCACUGAAGUGUGGAGGUAAUGGAGGACAAAACCCAGGUUUUGUCUAAAUGCAAGAAACCCCAACGAUUUUAUUACCAUUGUUUUCUUUUUUAGUUUUUUGAGACAGGGUCUCUCCUUGUAGCACAGGCUUUCCUGAAAACUUGUUAUGUCGACCAGGUUGGCCUUUAACUCACAGAGAUCCACCUGUCUCUGCCUGUAGAGUGCUAGGAUUGAAGGUGUCUACCACACCUAGCUACCAGUGUUUUCUUAGUCACACAUUCCAUAUUAUAAAGUAUGGACCAUCUGUCCUAUUUAGAGAGCAAAUAUAUGAGGAUCAGACUGUAUUGUGAAUUGACCUUUUAAGGGUUUUAUAAUAGAUAUUUAAAACUAAAAGUAAACACAUAUUUUAUUGCAUGGGUAUCUGAUCAUUCAAUAUCUUUAGCCAAGUAUAGGGUCACACUGAAGCUUCUAGAGAUAUAGUUGAACCCUCCUCUUAGCAAUUCUACUGCAUGUAUGAAUUUAUAUAUUUGGUUUGAGAUGUGUUUGUAUCUCUGGUAUCAACUUUUCUAUUGUGAUAAUAAGACAGUAAGCUCUAUACAGUCUAUAGUUUACACCUGUAUAGAUCACAAAUACAACUCGAUGAUUUUGUCACAUUUUAUAGUUUCAAUUAGAUUUAAAAGUGAAAUCACAUGCCAACAUUUAAAGCUUUGCUUUCUUACGCACCAGAGUAAAGCAGCUGUACUUCUUUGACAUAUUUUACUUGCCCAUGUUUAUUAACCAUUCUUAGCUCUCAAGUCUCUUCACCUUAGCAGAUUAGGGAUCAGGCUGGAGCUUUCUAUAGAGGAGGUACUCUAUAAGCACAUAUUCAACACUUAGUAUGUAUAUGACACAUGAGUGCCAAAGAGCUGGACCAGGACCAAGGGACUUCCUACCAGAAUUUACUUCCCUUAUCGCAGGAGGGAUGACAUUAAGUGAUAACUACAGAGUUGGAACUUCUGACCAAUUCAACAUUACAGGACAAAGUGUAGUGAAAGAGAGUGGAUAGCCACGUAUACCACUCUCUCCGGUUGUCCACCCUUUAAGCAAUAAGAUCAGUCAUUGGUAGAGCAGAUUCCUUUAGGAAACAAAACCAGGGUAUUUUCUAGGUGGUAAAAGAGCAGCUUCCAAUGGGGCCCACUGAGUGUUAGAUAAUUCUGAAAUGCACUAUUAAAGAGGGUAUGACUUUUGGGUCAGGCAGCACCGUUUGCACAAUUUGAAUCUUACUCUGGCUAGAAUUCAUUUGUAGCUUCAUGCCUCUAAAAGAGGUAUUUAUUAUUUUGUUUUAAGAUGCACUAAAUGAGCCCUCCUUUCUGAAUCCAUUGUAUAUUUCAACAUUUUGAACGAUGACCAGCUCACAAUUUCUGAAGCUGGAACUUACUAACUUCUACAGUCCUUUUUCAUGAGAGUUGAGAAGGCCUGGCCUUGGCCUUUUGUUUCUUCAUGAGAAGGUGUAAUACUGCCUAUAAAUGUUUCUUACUGUGAAACACUCUGAAUGUGAGGCUGUAGUCAGGGUUGUUUCUGGUGGUUUGAAUAAUGGCUUACAUGCUGCUUUCCAGCUUUCUAUCUCUGUGAAAGUUGACAAACAGUACAUCUUAAACAAUAUUCACUUAGCCACAACUUUACAUUUAUCUCCUCCUACCCACUAACUGUUCCAUUCCCCAGUAUACUGGUAAAGUGUAACAAUAUUUUCUAUCAGGUAGGGCCACACAGACUGACAAUUGUCACUGCAGUGCUUCCUAUCUCACCUUGAACUUCUGGGAUCUUCUAAAUCUGCCCCUUGACGAAAUCAGGGGAUUUGACAAUCUCAGAUUAUUCUGAUACCUUUGUACCAAUUAGUUCAUCUUCCUUCAGUGACACUGCAGUGCCCAGUAGCUUCCCAGUUUCCAGGGAAGCACAGGAUUCGUCUUAUCAGCUGCAAUUCAUCCGGAAUACGUUCAUGUUGAAAACGCAAAAGAAUUGUAAGCUCUUCCCAGUGGGGCCCUCCGGAAUUUUUAAGAUAGCAUAUGUAUUUUUUUACUUUCUAAGAAAGGAUUGCCAUUCCUCUCUCCUUGUAAAAUGUGUAUGAACCAAAGCAGCUAAGAGCAAUGCCUCAAAUAACCAGAAAUGACCUUUUGUUGAUACAAAUUGUAUCUCUUUUCUCCUGAUUGUAUAGAAACAAAUAUACAAAACUCAUCUUAAACUAUGUUUAGUACUUAAUUUUCACCAUAUUUGUGGCACUGUGUGUCACAGGAAAGUAGCCCAGGGGUAACGAGGGAGCUUUUAUUUCCAAAGGGCAGUAGUAGUUUAUAGACAAAUACAGAUUUCAAGGCCUCUUUAUUGUUAGAUGCACAACUAUUGUGUGUCCAAUCUGCAACAUUGUUAUUCUCUUUAGCCUAUUAAAUUUAGUAUGUCCUUACAAAGGGGAUUUUUAUAAAGUGUCAAUAGUAAUAAACCAUAUGUAAGUAGCUUUAAUGGAGCUGUAUAAUUAUGAAUGCAUUAAUCCAGUGUGGUUCUUACAUUUGAGAAACAUUUUUUAUAUCAAGAUCUGCACACUUCUUGACUUUUCCAUUUUGUCUAUAAUUAUAAAAUAGCAAUUAGAGAAGAGCAUUGAGACCUCGUUAGCACCCUUCAAGGGGCUAAGUGUGUGUCCUUCAGGAUACUUACCUCCAAGUACACAGCAGGGGUUAAGGCACAGUGUUCCGUGUGGUUUUCCAGAAGCAGCGGAUUCUGUAAGAGGUGCUUUGUAAUUUGAAUUCCUUCACUGAUUUUCUGACCUCAUAGCAAACCUCUGCCUGUUCACGCCUUAGACUUUGUAGAUUUUCUGAUUUUUGUUUUCUUGUUGUGACCUUAUUAUUGUUGUUGUUUUCAUUUCCACCUAAAGGAGAAAUGUGACUUUGGAGGGGCAUGGUCAAUCCAGGGCACCCUUUCUAUAAGACAGCUCAAAGAAAAAGGAGCCUUUUCAAAGGUAACAUGGAACUACUAAACUCACUUAAGGUACCAGGUGUGGAAGGGAAAAUGUCCGAUGACGUAUGGAAAUGGUCUGUAAAACUUUUCUUCUAAGUAAUGAAGCAUAGAGCAUGAUUUUUCUUGCCCUCUCUUAUUAUCUCAACCCCUUCAGUUUCUAAGAGACUACUUCUCUGCAAUCCAGUUUUUUCUUUUUGAAAUAACCUCUAUAAAAUAAUUCAAUCAUUAAUAUGUCUUCAUCUUUGUUCCAGUUUCCUUCUGACAUGGAAUAGUUCAUUACGAAGAGGCUCUCAGUUAACAUUCUGUCUGUGCUCUAAGUGUGCAGCUUUGUACAAAUGCCCUUUUGGAGGGCUGACAAUUUCAAUCGUUUGUUUUAAUCUGUAAACCAGGUUUGGAAUUGCACAGCGAAAGUAAUGCCAAGUUGUCCAAAGAGCCCUGCUCAGGUCUCCUCCUAACCCUUAUCUUCCUCCUAGUUUGCUUCUCUUCGGCUAUGAAACUGAGGAGUACAUAAUCUUCGACCAACCAAAAUGGCACUAGUGGUAGUUUUUCAUUGGAAAAAAAAUCAGUGUAUUUCUAGAACUUGCUUGUCUAAAGUAGUCAAUGCCUCUGUGAAGACUCAGCAUAUUUGAUAUCUUCUGUAUUAUAGCUAGCUAUACACAUAGGCAGACUGACUAUUUUCUAGUCCUGGUUUGUGUAUCAUUGAGCUAUAGUAAUUUGUUUUAUCCAUUUGUGGGAUUAAACAGUAUUGUUUAAUGGUUGUAAACUUUUUUAUAAAACCACUUUGGGUUUCUUAUUUGACCCAAACAUAAUGUAAGUCUCAAUGACAAAAUACAGAGCCAACCUGAGGUGAGUGAAAAUAUAGCCCUUCUUCUCCAGUUUUGUCCGGCCCUAGGAUGCAUGUGCAAUGCUUUAUACAAUAUUCUCACUAGCAUGAAUGUACUUACAACUUCUUCAUGAGGUUUUUAUUUGUUUCACCUGCAAUUGUGAUGAAAAUGCUGUGUUGUUGACAACAAUGAACUGUAAACCCAU
Molecule: messenger RNA, 7030 nt
Organism: Peromyscus eremicus (cactus mouse)
Lineage: Eukaryota; Metazoa; Chordata; Mammalia; Rodentia; Cricetidae
Gene: Zc3h12b
Product: zinc finger CCCH-type containing 12B
Exons: 6
Coding region: 249-2756 (835 amino acids)
Cellular component (GO): nucleus; cytoplasmic ribonucleoprotein granule
Molecular function (GO): mRNA binding; metal ion binding; RNA endonuclease activity
Source: RefSeq, a predicted model, not a curated record